Fusarium coffeatum is the source of this 1266-nucleotide messenger RNA. RefSeq lists its product as uncharacterized. Gene Ontology annotation, cellular component: ERMES complex. Bases 1 to 1266 code for a protein of 421 amino acids. Gene Ontology annotation, molecular function: lipid binding. The record is from RefSeq and is a predicted model, not a curated record. NCBI's taxonomy places the organism in Eukaryota, Fungi, Ascomycota, Sordariomycetes, Hypocreales, Nectriaceae. The transcript has a single exon. Gene Ontology annotation, biological process: mitochondrion organization; phospholipid transport.
AUGUCGAUUGAACUAAACUGGGAGACACUCACGAGUGGUCCCGACGGUGACGCUCUCGCUGAGCGCAUCCGGGAAUUCGUCCACGAUAAAUUCCAGACCGUUCCACUACCAAAAUUCAUCCGCUCAGUAACAGUACACGGUUUCGACUUUGGAACUAUUCCUCCGCAGCUCGAGCUCAAGGAUAUCACAGAUCCAUUACCGGACUUUUACGAGGAAGAUCUAGAUGAGGAUGAUGAAGAGAGUGACGAGGAGCCGUCGCCACCACCACCGCCUCCAGAACCUGCGAGGAUGAGGCCUGGUCCUGCACCGUGGGGAGGAAACACGAGGAGAGGUGGUGGGUUGAGAGGCGAGGUGUUGAGAAAUGAGAUGAUGGGCCAUGAUUUAGGAAGCCCAUUUCUGGGAACUUCAACACCAGGAAUUCUAGGGGGAUCAGGCCUGGGCGGUUACUUCCAAAGCCAUCUUGGCACAGGCACACAUACGCCUCUCGCCGCUGUUGCAAGUGCACAUCACACCAACUGGAUGAGCGUCCCAGGAACACCAGCUCGCGAAUGGGGAACUCCAAGCCACACCCGAAACCCUUCACAAAGCAGUCUCACAUCAGUGGAUAACUUCAAGGCCAGCCUCGAUCCAUUACAGAGUCUGCGUGAAAAGGGAAGCGUGUCUACACUUGCGCCUACGUCAGUGGAGGCGUCACGACCACCAACAAGAGAUACGCAUCUCGGCGGCUCAGCGAUUGUUGAUGAUGACGAAGAAGAAGAGGGAGAAGAGGAGGCAGGACGACGACCACGGGAACCCCGCGUGGAGGACGUCCAGGCUGUUUUCAGGAUACGCUACAACGGCGACAUUCGAUUGAACCUUACAGCGGAGAUUUUACUUGACUACCCUAUGCCGAGUUUCGUGGGCAUCCCCCUGAAGCUUAACAUCACAGGCUUGACCUUCGACGGCGUGGGUGUGCUGGCACAUAUUCGCAAGCGUGUGCAUUUCUGUUUCCUCGGUCCAGAUGAUGCACUUGCAGCUAUUGGCCCUGACGACCCCAACGACGAAGGUUCAAAGGGUGCUGGUGGGGCUGCGAAGAGUGAGGAUCAUAAACCAAGAGUCGGCGGUCUCCUACAGGAAAUCCGCGUGGAAAGCGAAAUCGGAGAACGAGUUGGAGGGAAGCAGAGUCUAAAAAACGUUGGCAAGGUCGAGAGAUUCGUACUCGAACAGGUCCGCCGGAUCUUCGAGUCAGAGUUCGUGUACCCCAGCUUCUGGACAUUCCUGGUGUAA